Molecule: messenger RNA, 924 nt
Organism: Theobroma cacao (cacao)
Lineage: Eukaryota; Viridiplantae; Streptophyta; Magnoliopsida; Malvales; Malvaceae
Biological process (GO): thylakoid membrane organization
Cellular component (GO): chloroplast thylakoid membrane
Source: RefSeq, a predicted model, not a curated record
GGAUCCAAACCCAUUUUCCUGGUAAGAAAAUCUAGGCUAUCCCCUCCCUACACGAUUUUGAUGUCAAAGACAAGAUGAACAUAAAUAUGGCAACUUAAAACUGAAAACUGAGAAGAACCGAGAGAGAAAGAACAGACAAACAGAAGGUCAAGAGAGAAACCAUGAGCGGGCUUGCUUCAGCUUCAACCCCGACUUCUACUUUCCCCUCUAUUAAGAUUCAAAGGAAGCUUUAUAUCAAUCCAUGUAACUCAGUUUUGAUUCCAGGCCCUCGGCUAUGUUCCUCAGAUCUCAAUCUUACAAGUUUUAGCUUUGGUGGGGCCAGAGUGCCUCAAAGAAGCAGUAUUAUCUGCAGAAGUAGCACUGGACCUGGUGCUCCUGGUUCAGGUGAUAAUGAAAGCAGGAAUGUGUUGGAUGCAUUUUUCUUGGGAAAGGCUCUAGCUGAAGCACUUAAUGAGCGACUUGAAUCCACAAUUGGGGAGUUUUUGGGUGCAGUUGGUAGAUUGCAGGCCGAGCAACAAAAACAAGUACAGGACUUUCAGGAAGAGGUGUUGGAAAGGGCCAAAAGAGCCAAAGAGAAAGCAGCACGCGAGGCAAUGGAGGCACAGGGGCUUAUUCCAAAGUCUACUGCUGUAAACGCAACAUCAGUUACCAAUGGUGCUGCAUCUAAAGCUUCACCCCCAACGGCCAAGGAUAGAAUUUCUGGAAAGUCGUCCUCCUAUAAUCCGGCCACCCCGGGUGCUAGUACGGAUCCUGAUACUACUAGAGCAGAAUGAUACAAAGUAUAUUUGUGUGUAUCUCGAAGUUUCCAUAUGACACAACAGAUUUAUAAUACCAAAUGAACCUCCAGGAUGAUUUUUAAUCUGUUGACGUAUUUGAUUGGUCGACACCAACUAUAUAAUCCCUUUUAAACCUGUUCCUAUUGAA